Messenger RNA from Solanum tuberosum (potato), 1465 nucleotides. RefSeq names its product thiamine thiazole synthase 1, chloroplastic. The coding region runs from base 74 to 1147 and encodes 357 amino acids. Gene Ontology annotation, biological process: thiamine biosynthetic process. Lineage: Eukaryota; Viridiplantae; Streptophyta; Magnoliopsida; Solanales; Solanaceae. The transcript is spliced from 3 exons. The record is from RefSeq and is a predicted model, not a curated record.
UCCCCUUCCAUUUCCACACUCAAAACUCAAACUUCUCCGCCCUAAAUCCCAAAAAUCUCAAUUCUUCUCUAUAAUGGCUUCCACCUUGGCUUCCUCUGUUAUUUCCAAGACUAAUUUCAUUGACACACACAAAUCAUCCUUCUAUGGCGUUCCAAUUUCAUCACAAGCUCGAUUGAAAAUCGUUAAAUCGACUCCACAAAACAUGGCUGUUUCCAUGUCUGCUGAUGCUUCUCCUCCUCCUCCUCCUUACGAUCUCGGAAGUUUCAGUUUUAAUCCGAUUAAGGAAUCGAUUGUUGCUCGGGAAAUGACACGGAGGUAUAUGACGGAUAUGAUCACUUAUGCUGAUACUGAUGUUGUUAUUGUUGGUGCUGGAUCUGCUGGUUUAUCUUGUGCUUAUGAACUCAGCAAGAACCCUGAUGUUCAGGUGGCCAUUCUUGAGCAAUCUGUGAGCCCUGGUGGAGGUGCUUGGCUAGGCGGACAACUCUUCUCUGCUAUGGUUGUGCGUAAGCCAGCACAUCUUUUCCUGAACGAGCUAGGCAUUGACUACGACGAGCAAGACCACUACGUGGUCAUCAAACACGCUGCCUUGUUCACCUCAACCAUCAUGAGCAAGCUUUUGGCCAGGCCAAAUGUGAAGCUCUUCAAUGCUGUUGCAACAGAGGACCUUAUCGUGAAGAACGGAAGAGUCGGUGGUGUUGUCACUAACUGGUCUUUGGUUUCCCAGAACCAUGACACACAAUCAUGCAUGGACCCUAAUGUUAUGGAGGCUAAGGUUGUGGUCAGUUCCUGCGGCCACGACGGCCCCAUGGGCGCCACCGGUGUUAAGAGGCUCAGGAGCAUUGGCAUGAUUAACAGUGUUCCUGGAAUGAAAGCUUUGGACAUGAACGCUGCUGAGGACGCGAUUGUUAGACUUACCAGAGAAGUUGUACCUGGUAUGAUUGUUACAGGAAUGGAAGUUGCUGAAAUUGAUGGAGCACCACGAAUGGGUCCAACUUUUGGAGCUAUGAUGAUAUCAGGACAGAAGGCAGCUCACCUCGCCCUACGAGCGUUGGGAUUGCCCAACGCCCUUGAUGGAACUGCAGAAACAAGCAUCCUCCCAGAGCUUAUGUUGGCUGCAGCUGAUGAAGCUGAAAUUGCUGAUGCUUGAAUGUAAUUAUAGUUUUCUAAGUAAGGAUUAUGAGAAAUAUUAGUUUUUCCUAGAUAAGUGAGUAUGGUUGUGGUGGUGAAUGAUAAAUUGGCAAGGGGAUGAUGAAUAAGAGUCUUUAAGAUGAAAGUCACUGUGUUAACUUUGACUAUUUUCUUUUGAUUAUUUCGAUUUCGAAACUUUGUAUGUGAAAAAAGUGGUAGAUUUUAGUUUUGGUCGUUGAAUAAUCUUAUGGGCCUUUUGGGUUUCGUUUUGGUACUUGAUAUGGUUUGGGCCUCAUUGGAGAAGCCAUAUGAAUGAACAUUGUGAUUGGGCCAAUUA